Molecule: messenger RNA, 2949 nt
Organism: Syngnathus typhle (broad-nosed pipefish)
Lineage: Eukaryota; Metazoa; Chordata; Actinopteri; Syngnathiformes; Syngnathidae
Exons: 24
Coding region: 137-2710 (857 amino acids)
Source: RefSeq, a predicted model, not a curated record
GUUAAAUCCCCCCAAAGAAGAAAAACCCGGAAGUGCAUUUCGCAGCGGCGCGAAAUAAUUUAGAAAACAAUCCCUUCGAAAGGUUGGUAAACACGGGCAAUUUAAAGAUCUGACAUUGUUCUCCCAGACUUUUGUGAUGGGCACAGCCGCACACAACGACAGCGUCAUCCUCGUCAGUGAUGAUGACGACGAAGACUUCGACCAGGACGCAUCCCGCUAUGACUCGUCGCUUAUCAUCAUGGAGACGCAAGAUGCGCCGCCGAAGAAUUGUACACUGUCUCCCAGUAAAUUGGACGAAGACUUGGUGGUCAUCUUCUCCCGUCCGGCUGAGCUGUUGCCCCACGCACGCUUUGACUGCCCCAAGCAUUCGUUUACAGCGACAGACGAGUCCGGAGAACCCGUGGCAGGAAACCGGCUGUUGUGCGGCCAAUGCUUUUGCUACAUCUGCGACAAAUUGGCAAGCGAGUGUGAAAGGUGGCAGCAGAGCGGCGCCUGCCACUGCAACAGCCACAAGAAAAGCGAUUUGUGGAACCAGCUGAGGAACCACACACUACUGGGCCACCUGGCCGCCUUCAAGGUCACGCUGUCGGAGGCGGACGCCCAUCUGCGCCAAGCAGAGUCGGCGCUGCGGAGCUUCAAAGCCGAGCUCUGGGCUCAGAUGAUGUCGGCGUCCUCCAUGGGCGACGGCGUCUCCUACGACUGCACGGCUGCCUUGCAGUACGUGUUGGAUUUCGUGAACCAAGCCGAGCAACGCGAUGCCCGGGCGGCGGCAAUCAUGAGGCUGGGGGCCGCUGAUGACUUCCUUCAACUUUUUUACGCCAAAGGGGUUUUCUGCCUGGCGUCGCCCUCCUCCACCCCCGCGAGCAGCAAAUGGAUGUUAAUGCGCAGGUUGUUGUCUGCCCUGCAGAGGCAGCUGGUCAUGGAUGAUUUCACGCCAGAGUUCCGACAAAAACUGCAGGAUUUUUACAAGAAUUUAACGUUUCCUCCUGAGCUCACACACAUCAGGGACAGCUUGGAUGUGCGGCCUUGGGACGACAUCCUGCUGGCGUCCGUGUUGAGAGGACAGAACGUGGCCGGCGUGCGCACCACCCGAGGCACCAAGGACACGCUCUUUGAGGAUUUCGAUGUGGUUUUGCUCAGGGUGCAGCGACUAAUGGACCAGAACAGGUUUCGAGAAUUAAGGCGCUACCUUCAAGUUGUACGGACCAACUUGUUACGUGGCACCCAGUGGGUGAAGGAGCUGGUUCCAUUCUUCAUGUGCAUGGAAGGCAACUUCCACAACGCGCUGUUCAGCAUCUUUAAGGCUGCCUCGCGCCUGACCUUGCACCACGUCCUCAUGUACCUGCGCCUGCUGGACACGGCCACGGCGCCAAAGCUGUCCGUGGGUCCUACGGGGGAGCUCCAUUUUGCAGACGACUGGCACGCCAUCCAAGGCGCGGUACCGCUGGCGCGUGUAGCGCUGGUCCGCUUUGCCCUGAAGCUGCACGAGAUCUGUCCGGCCGUCCGCAUGAACUCCGACUUUUGGCUCCGCUUGCUGAAGAUGGUGCAGGUGACUCGGCAGGCGCCGGCCGGGCUCCGCCUACCCAGUCUGGCCUUCCUCAAAGAAGCUGUACGCACGUCCCACUCCAUUCUGGACGAGGAGUUUGGCGUCAAUCUGCAGAUCCCGCAGCAAUUUGUGUCGACGUUCCCAGAUCAAGCCAUGUUGCUGCUGGUCAGCGCGGCCUUGGGUCGGAUCAUCCUCGCUCCUCCUCUGAGUCCCAUCAUCCCGCUUAUCUGCACAUUUCAGAAGAACGUUUGGGCUCUGCACUGGUUUUGGAGGGACCUGUUGCCCAAUGACCAGUACCGGGCGCUCCUUGUGCACAAGAUCUAUCCGGAGCUGGAGAACCCAGCAGCAAAAGACUUUGAUCGGUCCAGAAGCCAGGUUCUCUGGCCCGCUCCCAUCGACUGGAACUAUUUUUUGCAGCUGAAGGACUUCCUGCCGUUCCUGCUGUGCUUGAAGGGCCAAACGUGGCAGGCGCUGCAGAUGUUCUUCCCAAAGUGCGGCCCCAUCGCACAGCCCACGGCGUUCACCUUCCCGCUCUACCUCCGUCUGUUUGGCUCGGGUACGGUGCCCAGGACGAGCCUCGCACCCACGGGGGAACUCUGCGCGCUCGGCGACACCUGGGACUGCGUUCCAGGUGCGUCAGCGCUGACACGUUUGAAGUUGGUGCACUUUGCUCUCACGUUCCUCCACGGCUCGCCGGCCUGCUACCACAGCAGCCAAUGUUGGAUCAGUCUACUCAACAUGGUCACGCUCACAAAUUCCCUCAGCAGCAUCCCAGAACCAAGUUCCGACUUCAAGCGAGAGGCCGUCGCAUUUGCAGACUGCGUCCUGUUCUCCUACAGCGAAGGUCUCGCCACCCAAUUGAAGAUCCCGCAGAGCUUUUUGCCGUACUCGGAUCAGGCCGCGUUGCUGCUGGUCACCAAAGGGUUGCGGCAGACCAUCCUCCAUCUCAUGCCCGUCGUCCCCAUUCUCAGCACCUUUGAGAAGAGCCUUUGGGCUCUGCGCUGGUUCUGGACCCAUUUGUCCGAUGACGGCUUCAACGACGCCAUCAUGGAGAAGGUCCAGGAAGAGGUUUGGCAGACAACAGCAAACUCUUCUCUCCAGUCCAUCCAGCACCUUCUGGAUCCUUCCAGCACCGUGCUGGAACCUCUAAGCCACGUAGCGUGACCGCCACCGGGGGGCGCUGCAGGCCCCACAGCCAAACUGGCAAUCCGAAAGAACCAAAUGGAGAUUGUAUCGAAUAUUGUGUGUCUUUUGAAUACUUGACUUGGAUUGGACUUUAUCAAGGUAUACUGACACUUUGGCUCAGCAUCUUUACACCUUUUGUGCCUUUUUAUUUUUGGAAUGUCACACACACAUGCAUGUCAUAUAAUUUAAAAUAUAAACACGUCUGGCAUUGAGCUUUU